Molecule: messenger RNA, 1624 nt
Organism: Uloborus diversus
Lineage: Eukaryota; Metazoa; Arthropoda; Arachnida; Araneae; Uloboridae
Exons: 7
Coding region: 1-1428 (475 amino acids)
Biological process (GO): muscle structure development; actin cytoskeleton organization
Cellular component (GO): stress fiber; Z disc; filamentous actin
Molecular function (GO): actin binding; muscle alpha-actinin binding
Source: RefSeq, a predicted model, not a curated record
AUGCCACGGAGAUGGCUGGCAACUGAGGCUAAACCAAUUUUUGAUCACUUCUUUGGAGCCGCCAACGCUGGGAAACGUCUCUCGCUUCAUCCAGACCUGAGGAAAGGACGUCGUCCUGUUCGAAGGAUGCCUCAGGAGGACAUGGGCCGUCCUCGGUUUUGGCCAAUAGGAGGGAAGGAAUUUCCUCCUAUUUUUGAAGAGGAGGACAUUGAAGAAGUGUUUCUUGGUAGUCCAUCAGAAGGUGAGCUACACAGAGGAGACAUCAUUUACCAGAUACAAGGUCAUGAUACCGCUGGGAUGAAUCACAUGGAUGCCCAUGACCUCAUAAAGGCGGCUGGACAAAGAUUACAGCUCCUAAUUCGCAGGCUACCAGGAGCUCCACAAACUCCGAGUACUCCGACGAGUCCGAUCCCGCAAUCGGAUGGUAUCCAUCCUUAUGCGAAGCUACUUCGAGAAACCGAAAGUGCCCGAACGUUUCCGAAAGCACCCAUGUUCCAGCCGAUGUCUCCGCCGAGGGUGGCUCCCCAACCACAGUACCAACCAAUAAAAAAUUACUGCUAUUCACCGCUACCAAGCACACCUUUGCCAGACCACAGUCUAGUGGGUGGCCAUUUUGCACCCACUCCACGUAACCUUGCUGACGUAGAGCUACAUGGAUACAGACAAGAAAAGUACAGGGAACAAGACGCAAUUGUUAGCCAGGGUUAUCGAACUCUUCCACUGAUUUCUCCAAAGCCGAAAGCUCGUCAUGACAUCCCUAUGGGGUCCUACUUGAGGUAUAACCAGAGUCCCGACUGGAAAGGACGCUCGACAAUACAACCAUCCCAACCUGUGUUCGUCAAUAGUUUUCCAACCCCUACCUAUUCAACGAUCGGCACGUAUAGCAGGAAACCGCGAGCACCACCACCAGGUGCUCCGAUGUUUGAGCGACCAAUCGACGAAAGCGCACAACUGGUACACCAUCAAUACAACUCUCCCAUGUUUCUUUACUCCCAGAAAAAUAUAGAAGAUACUAUCAAGGAACAAACAGGCGUCGCACCGACACGAACGAAGCUAACCGUCAACACUGCAACUCCAGCAGGUGGACAAGGCCCCUUAUCUCCGGGCACCCCUGGCACUCUGGCUCCAGCAAAGCCCGGAACGAAGCUGUCCAACAUAGUGGACAUCACCCUUUCUCCAACUUUCCAGAUGAUUCAGGAAGUUGAAAAUAGGGCAGCGAGCCCUAUCAGUCCUGAAAUCAGGACACCAACCCUGCCUCGAAAAGCAGCCCCAGGUAUUACCAGAACCGUGGUUAGGGGUCCGAGACCUUUCUACGAACAGGACAGAAUCAACGCUUUUGGAUGCCCUAAGGAGAUCAUUCACCAAUCCGGGAGCUUCAAAACUUUGAUGUCUGCAAUGUAUGAUGCACCGACUGAGCAGCAAGCUUAAUUUCAACUUGGGUUGAAGGUGGAUAAGUUUGCUUUCUGCAGUUUUCAGCUUAACUCUCUUGCUCUUCCUCCAGUUGACUCUUUGUUGAAUUUUUCAGUGAUAGAGUAAUUGUUGUGCCCUCACUUUGCAAGCUUACAUCUACACCUAUAAAUUGAACUCAUUUAUGGUGAAUAAAAACUAUCUUCUUUAUGUUGUC